Messenger RNA from Pleuronectes platessa (European plaice), 2752 nucleotides. RefSeq names its product coiled-coil domain containing 22 (gene ccdc22). The record is from RefSeq and is a predicted model, not a curated record. The transcript is spliced from 16 exons. The coding region runs from base 338 to 2239 and encodes 633 amino acids. Gene Ontology annotation, molecular function: cullin family protein binding. Lineage: Eukaryota; Metazoa; Chordata; Actinopteri; Pleuronectiformes; Pleuronectidae. Gene Ontology annotation, biological process: positive regulation of ubiquitin-dependent protein catabolic process.
GUUCUCCCUUUUUUUACUUCCUCCCACACGGAACAGGAUCCGCGGUACCACUUGUUUCAUGUUGGUAGCACUACUCAGCUUCAGUUCCAAAACUCUAUCACAAGUUUGGCUGUGGCUGGACACUUCAACUGUAACAGUGGCGAAGUGUCAGCGAAGUGAGGAGUGGGAGCCUCGCUAACCAGCUGGUAGCUAACAGAGGAUGGGAGCCGGUUCUCUAUCUUCGUCUCAGGAGAGGCGUAUAUGAGCUAACAUAGUGUUUUUAAACCAGAACCAGCAGCAUCAGAUGUUAUAAUAGAAUCCAGUCUGUUAGCUAGUUGUCUUCGGAGAAAAUACAUCCAUGGAGGAGGUUGACAAAAUUUUGAUUCACGCCCUCAAACAAGUCGGCACGGAGGUGAGUGAGGAGAUUGACAGUGUCAGACAGUUCAGCAGUGAGCUGAUCGUGCAGGCGGUGGUCCGAUGUAUCCAGGUGAUUGAUCCAGGCCUUGGCAGUUCGCUGCCCACCUCCCUACCUCCAGGCAUGUCUGCUCGUUUCAGAGUAGGAAUGAGCCUAGCACAAGCCUGUCAGGAAAUUGGUUAUAAAGGAGAGAUAGGCUAUCAGACUUUUCUGUACAGUAACGAGCCGGAGAUCCGCUCCCUGCUCAUGUGCCUGGUGGAGAAGUUGCCCAGAGAGGGUGCUGAAACCUCAGACCAGCCGACAGGUAAAUCAGUGGUUCUCCAGAGAGGAAUUGCUGCUGCAAUCAAAGCCCAGCUGGCCGUUCCCUGGCUGCCAACGCACUGCCGACUACCACUGCACAUCGAAACACAAAGUCCAGAAGCAUUGCAUAGCUUCCAUGCACAGCCCCUACGUUUAUCACCCUUCACUAAAGGCCCAGAAAAGAAGCAGCUAAAAGUUAAGAAGAACUACCAGCGAGACAUUCUUCCGCCUGUAACCGCCCAGCUUUCCUUUCAUACCUCUUUGAUGGCAUCCUUACUUGAGAAGCACACCGAUGAGUUGAGUGCUGCUCAGGAGUGGGACAAUGAGUGGAACAGUCAGGGACUCCUUUCUCGCCUCACUCCAAAGGAGUAUCGAUCAAGAAAACUGACUCGACUGCGGAAACGUGUUAAGGAGCAGCUUCGUGCUGCUGAAGUACCUGCUUCUGAAAGUGCCUUUGGCGGUAGUCGCUCAAACACUGACCUAUUUGAGCUACUGCAGACCUUCAAGGGCUCUGCCCUGUCCGACCUCAUUCUGACCAAAGGGACCCACUUCACCCACACUAAAAAGUUCACAUUUGAACAGGAGUCAGCAUCUGUAACUAACCCCAUCCCAUCUGGGCAUCAGUCAGAGAGUGACAUCCAGGACCGUCAGCAGAUGGAGUUGGCUGCACUCCAGCACCAAUUCCAGCAGCUUUGCAGUGAUGGUGACCAGCUAACAGCGGACAUGAAGCACAUUAGUGUCACUAAUACACAGAUGUUGAAUGAGUUAAAGCAGAGCGAGCUGGGAAUUUCUGAAAAAGAGAACAAGAUGCAGGUGAAGAAGAAAACAAUUGGCCUUUUGCCAGAUGCAGAUGACAACCUGCUGAAGCUUCAGGUUCUGGUAGAGGCCAGCACUAAGCGUUUGGUGAAUCUGGCUUCUCAAUGGGAGAAACACAGAGCUCCACAUAUGGAUGAGUACCGUACACUCAAAGAAAUAUGCAGCAACCAUGAUCUGGAGUCAUCAAGAAUGAUGUCUGAAAUCAGGUCCCUGCAUGACAAGAUCCGUAUCUCUACAGAGGAGGCCAGGAAAAAAGAAGAAAUGUACAAACAAUUGGUAACAGAGUUAGAAAAUCUUCCUCAGGAUGUGUCUCGGUCAGCAUACACUCAGAGGAUUCUAGAGAUUGUCAGCAACAUCAAGAAACAGAAGGAGGAAAUUACAAAGAUAUUGUCAGAUACUAAGGAGCUCCAGAAAGAAAUCAACAACCUGACAGGAAAACUGGACAGGACCUUUGCUGUGACUGAUGAGCUGGUCUUCAAGGAUGCCAAAAAAGAUGAAUCUGUCCGCAAAUCCUAUAAGUACCUGGCUGCCUUGCAUGAAAGCUGUAAUCAGUUGAUCCAAACCAUCGAGGAGACAGGCACAAUUUUGAGAGAGAUUCGAGAUCUAGAAGAACAGAUUGAGACAGAAAAUGGAAACAAAACUGUGUCAAACCUGGAGAGGAUUCUGGAUGACUACAAGUGUAUUCGACAUGAGAACUCAGCGCUCGCUGCCAAAGUCCGAGAAGGCUGAGGGUCGACCUGGUUUCACUCUUCUGCCUGCUGAGGCUAAAGUUUUAACAAAACACCUGGAUUGGACUGAGAGAGAACUCCCAUAGGAGACAUGCUUUUCUUUUGAGUCAAUUAGAAUUUGGUACCAUGAAAAUAACAUGUGGAUGGAUAGAGAAGGCAAUUCGAUUUUCAAACUUCAGUGUUCAUUUCUUGAUGCUUUCUUAAGGGGUCCUUGCUUGAUUGAUUUGUACACAAAUGAAACAUGACACUGGACAGCAGAGGAGACUGUCAGACCUCUUGUGUAAAGUAUAAUUAUUCAUAUUGCUGUAUGCAAAGUUUUCAUAUCUUGAUCAUAAUGAAAUCUUUAAAUUGAAACUGUUAAUACAGUAAUUAUUGAUUGGCUGUUCCUUGUGUCAUGAUUAUAUCUGAACUGAAUAUGUUGAGUAGUAUUUGAAUGGAGUCCAAUAAUAAUGCCCCCAAUAGAAAAGUAUUGAUGUUGUUUACCAGCUUAAAUAAAGAUGCCUUCAAAAUUCAA